This is a messenger RNA of Anoplophora glabripennis (Asian longhorned beetle), 1389 nucleotides long. It is a transcript of the gene Rpt1, whose product is annotated as 26S proteasome regulatory subunit 7. Gene Ontology annotation, molecular function: proteasome-activating activity; ATP hydrolysis activity; ATP binding. The transcript has 6 exons. Bases 1 to 1308 code for a protein of 435 amino acids. Gene Ontology annotation, biological process: proteasome-mediated ubiquitin-dependent protein catabolic process. NCBI's taxonomy places the organism in Eukaryota, Metazoa, Arthropoda, Insecta, Coleoptera, Cerambycidae. Gene Ontology annotation, cellular component: proteasome regulatory particle, base subcomplex. The record is from RefSeq and is a predicted model, not a curated record.
AUGCCGGACCAUUUAGGAGAUGAUAUGAGGAAAGUUAAAGACGGUAAUAAAGAGGAACCAGAGAAAGAAAUCAAAUCUCUAGAUGAAGGUGAUAUAGCUCUUCUGAAGACAUAUGGACAAGGACAAUAUACAAAAAGCAUAAAGACAUGUGACGAUGAUAUACAAACUAUAAUAAAGAGAGUUAAUGAACUUACUGGUAUCAAGGAAUCUGAUACUGGGUUGGCCCCACCUGCUUUAUGGGAUUUGGCAGCCGACAAGCAAACAUUGCAAAAUGAACAACCGCUGCAAGUUGCUCGUUGUACAAAAAUUAUUAAUGCCGAUACCGAUGAUCCAAAAUACAUUAUCAAUGUGAAACAAUUUGCUAAGUUUGUUGUAGACCUGGCUGAUUCUGUAGCACCCACAGACAUUGAAGAGGGUAUGAGGGUUGGCGUUGAUCGUAACAAGUACCAGAUUCACAUCCCCCUUCCUCCAAAAAUUGACCCCACAGUAACCAUGAUGCAAGUCGAAGAAAAACCGGAUGUUACUUAUAGCGAUGUCGGUGGCUGUAAAGAACAAAUUGAAAAGUUGAGGGAAGUUGUCGAGACUCCAUUGUUGCAUCCUGAAAAAUUCGUCAAACUAGGCAUAGAACCCCCAAAAGGAGUGCUUCUUUUUGGUCCUCCUGGUACUGGAAAAACGCUGUGUGCGAGGGCUGUAGCAAAUCGUACUGAUGCUUGUUUCAUUAGGGUAAUUGGUUCCGAACUGGUACAAAAAUAUGUUGGUGAGGGAGCUCGAAUGGUAAGAGAACUCUUCGAAAUGGCUAGAUCUAAGAAGGCUUGUUUAAUAUUUUUCGAUGAAAUUGAUGCUAUUGGUGGAGCUAGGUUCGAUGAUGGCGCCGGAGGAGAUAAUGAGGUACAACGUACUAUGUUAGAACUUAUCAAUCAACUUGAUGGUUUUGAUCCUCGAGGUAAUAUCAAAGUUCUAAUGGCAACCAACCGACCAGAUACGCUAGAUCCUGCUUUGAUGAGACCUGGCCGUCUUGAUCGUAAAGUUGAAUUCGGACUUCCUGAUUUAGAAGGACGUACUCAUAUAUUUAAAAUCCAUGCCCGGUCGAUGUCUGUUGAAAGAGAUAUACGAUUUGAAUUACUCGCCAGAUUAUGUCCCAAUUCAACCGGAGCCGAAAUUCGAAGCGUUUGUACUGAGGCUGGCAUGUUCGCCAUCAGAGCUAGAAGGAAAGUUGCCACCGAAAAAGAUUUCUUAGAAGCUGUCAAUAAGGUUAUAAAAUCAUAUGCUAAGUUUUCGGCUACUCCCAGAUAUAUGACUUAUAAUUAGGAUGUUUUUUCGGCUAUUUUUUUAUUUUUGAGAAGUGUUAGUUUUAAUUUUCAUUUAAUUAAUAAAUGAUGCUGAUUCCAU